Molecule: messenger RNA, 1687 nt
Organism: Gamsiella multidivaricata
Lineage: Eukaryota; Fungi; Mortierellomycota; Mortierellomycetes; Mortierellales; Mortierellaceae
Exons: 2
Coding region: 420-1640 (406 amino acids)
Molecular function (GO): protein binding
Source: RefSeq, a predicted model, not a curated record
GGUGGGAGGGGCGACCAAGUCGUUGGGUGUAGUUAUUGGUGGAGGUUGGCUUCCGCAAAAGUCGAAUACAGCGUCUGCAAUGGGCACGGACCUGACGAACUUGGUGACGGAGGCGGACUUGAUUGCGUUUGGAAGUGAUGGGUCGUUGAGUUCACUCAAUUGGUCGGUCGCACCCGCUGGCGGGAAUGGUGGUAGCAAUAUUAAUCAAAAUUUGGGUCCGGUGGCGGGAUCCAAGGUCGUGCCUUUGUCAUCGCCAGGUGGUAAGGCCGUGGUUCUUGGUGGGGUAACGGGGUCGCGAGGAAAUGGUAACGGGUUGUCGUUUGCAAACUUGUCGAUCGUUGAUAUGGUGACAGGGGCUGUCGUUAUCCAGGUAGGGACAGAAACGGAGUUUGUGCACGAAUGCCAACAGCCCAAAUACGAUGAGCAUGACUGAUUUUUCUUUUCUGUCUUUGCUGAUCCUCCAGAAAGCGACAUCAAGCACGCCGAACGGAAUUCCCUCGCCGCGAUACGGACACUGUGCAGCGUUGUCUACCGACGGGAACACGAUUAUCAUGUUCGGUGGCUCGCUUGUGGCGAACGACAAGGUCACAAACGACCUCUAUGCACUCGAUACCCGGACCUGGACAUGGUCCCAACCAGCACUCAAAACGACUCCCCUUUCUCCCGUGCGGGACCAUCAAUGUGUCGUUAUCGGCGAUCAGUUCCUCUCAUUGUUCGGAUUCAAUGCCAACCAGGCACCCUCCUCUACAAGUUCGAACUCUAGCGGUAAUUCAGGGUCCUCAACACCCAUUCCCUCCGUCCCUCCGAUAUAUGUCCUUUCUGUCUCACAGUGGGCCUGGUCUACACAGUACACACCUCUGCCCGGAACACCCUCGCCACCAACGCCUCCUAGUGUGCCGACAAAUGGUAGCAAGAAUAAGGUCAACGGCGUGGCGAUCGCGUUCGGGACCAUUUUUGGACUCGCAUUUUUGGGUGUGGUUGGGUACCUUGUCUUUGCACACAAGCGAAGGCAGAAGCGGAAGGCCGAGACGUUGUUGCUAAUCGAGAUACAGGAGCAAAAGAAGGAAGAGGCCAAGUUGGAAAAGGAACGACUGCAGCGGCAGCAGCAGCAGCAGGAUGCGCCAUUGCCGCCCGUACCGGUCUCCGCUCAUACUAAUGACAAUGGAAAUUAUCAGGAUUACAAUGAUUACAAUGCAAAUUAUCAUGGCGCCGGCAACCAAGGAGGCGCUUUCUAUCCACCUGUAGCGGCGUCGACGGCACCUUCGAUGUCACAUUAUCGAGCAACGGAUCCGUUCCAGAACCCGACGUAUCUGCAGCACCAGAAUUCUCAUCACCAGCUUGAGCCAAUUCCAUACUACGCACAGGCAGGCGGUAGUGCAGCUGGAGAAGGGCUUGAUUUGUAUCCGUUUGCUUACCCGCCACCAGUAUCUUCACAACAACAGCAGGACUCGCCUGUGUUCGUGCCUGAGGAGAUGGGAUAUAUUUCUCCGAUGCUGCCAGGAAGCCAUAAUAUGCCUGGUAAUGCAGCGGAUAAUUUUAAGGUGCCUGUGGAGGAUGGGAGGAUGGGUUCGGGGGGAAGGCUCGCGAGUGGUGCGCGGGAUAAGAUGUCGUUUAUUGAUCCGGGGCCCAUAUAUCGCUGACAUAUUCACGAUUAGUAAUAAAAAGAUGAUAAAAUGGGCCUGAGACG